ACGGUGAGUGUGUAGGAAGGAUUGCGCUCAGUCAGUCAGUCGGAGGGAGAGAGAGAGAGAGUGCAGGGGAAAGUGAGCUGGGUUCCAGAGAGAAGGGGACGAGACACAACCCAGGACAGACGGAGACAACUUUCUUCCAAGACGCUCACAAUUUGUCUUGGUCCCCCUCGCGGAGCGCGUUUUUCUUUGGGUGCGCUUUUUGAAAGAGCGACAGGAAACAACGCGCAAAUUAUUUUUAGGGUGGGUGGGGGGGGAUUAAAAGUGUGAGAGCAGUGGAUGUGAGUCGGGAGGGGGGGACAGGUUUUUAACUCAUUGCCGGAGGAAUGUAUCCAACUCGGGCAGCGGCGUGCCAGCGUCUGUGGAGAUGUCCAGCCUGCGCGCUCUGGAUCGCCCUGCUCCUCCAAAGUGUCCUGGACCUGAGCGCGUCUGGGUCUGAGUUUCCCCACGACCCCAGUGUACUAGCUACCAUCUCAUGGAGCAGCUCUAGUGAUGGGCCCUCCUUCAUCCGCCUCGAGGCUCCCCUGAACAACAUCACCACCUCGCUGGGCCACACCGCCGAGCUCUUCUGCCGCGUGUCGGGCAACCCGCCGCCCGCCGUGCGCUGGCUGAAGAACGACGCCCCCGUCGUGCAGGAGCCGCGCCGCGUCUCCUACCGGUCCACGCCGUACGGCUCGCGGCUCCGCAUCCGCAACCUGGACACCACCGACACGGGCUACUUCCAGUGCAUGGCGACCAACACGCAGGGCACUGUGUCCACGACAGGCGUGCUCUUUGUCAAAUUCGAUCCGCUCCCUACACCUCUGGCAGGAAGGCCGACGGAGGAGUUCGACGAAGAGGGAUUCUGCCAACCGUACAGAGGCAUCGCCUGCGCACGCUUCAUCGGGAACCGCAGCAUCUUCGUCGAUUCGCUGCAGAUGCAGGGCGAGAUCGAGACCCAGAUCACAGCGGCCUUCACCAUGAUCGGGACGUCCAACCAUUUGUCCGACCGCUGCUCCCAGUUUGCCAUCCCCUCCCUCUGCCACUUCGCCUUCCCGACGUGCGACCGCAGCUCGGGGGCCGACAAGCCGCGGGACCUGUGCAAGGACGAGUGCGAGAUCCUGGAGAACGACCUGUGCAAGACGGAGUACAUCAUCGCCCGCUCGAACCCCAUAAUCCUGAAGACACUGAAACUGCCCAACUGCGACGACCUGGCCGCCUCGGACAGUCCGGAGGCUGCCAACUGUCUGAGGAUCGGCAUCCCAAUGGCCGAGCCCAUCAACAAGAAUCACAAGUGUUACAACAGCAGCGGGGCCGACUACCGCGGGACGGUCAGCGUGACCAAGUCGGGCCGCCAGUGUCAGCCGUGGAACUCCCAGUACCCACACAGCCACACCUACCUGGCCCUCCGCUACCCGGAGUUGAACGGGGGACACUCGUACUGCCGCAACCCGGGGAACAAACACGAGGCCCCCUGGUGCUUCACUCUGGACGAGGGGGUCCGCAUGGAGCUGUGCGACAUACCCAUCUGCGACCACAAGGACAAGUCUGGCGGCGGCAACAUGGAGAUCUUGUACAUCCUGGUUCCCAGUGUGGCCAUCCCGCUGGCCAUCGCCCUGCUGUUCUUCUUCAUCUGUGUGUGCCGCAACAACCAGAAGUCGCCCAGGCCUCCCGCGCCGCGCCAGCCCAAACCAGUGCGCGGGCAGAACGUGGAGAUGUCCAUGCUCAGCACCGCGUACAAGCCGAAGAGCAAGGCCAAAGAGCUCCCGUUGUCGGCCGUGCGCUUCAUGGAGGAGCUCGGAGGGUGCACCCUGGGGAAGAUCUACAAGGGUCACCUGUAUCUACCCGGCAUGGACCAGGCACAGCUUGUGGCCAUAAAGACCCUGAAGGAUCUCUCCAGUACCCAGCAGUGGGGCGACUUCCAGCAGGAGGCGGCAGUGCUGACGGAGCUGCAACACCCAAAUGUGGUGUGCCUGCUGGGCGUGGUGACGCAGGAGCAGCCCGUCUGCAUGCUGUUCGAGUUCCUCCCUCAAGGGGACCUGCACGAGUUCCUCAUCAUGCGCUCGCCGCACUCCGACGUGGGCUGCAGCAGCGACGAGGACGGCACGGUGAAAUCCAGCCUGGACCACGGAGACUUCCUGCAUAUGUCCAUACAGGUGGCUGCUGGGAUGGAGUACUUGGCCAGUCACUUCUACAUCCAUAAAGACCUCGCCGCCCGGAACGUCCUGGUGGGCGAGCAGCUCCACGUCAAGAUCUCCGACCUGGGCCUCUCGCGAGAGAUCUACUCCUCCGACUACUUCUGCAUCCAGCCCAAAAUGCUGCUGCCCAUCCGCUGGAUGUCCCCCGAGGCCAUGACCUACGGCAAGUUCACCAGCGACUCGGACAUCUGGUCCUUCGGAGUCGUGCUGUGGGAGAUCUUCAGCUACGGCCUGCAGCCCUACUACGGCUUCUCCAACCAGGAAGUGAUGGAGAUGGUGAGAAAGAGACAGCUGCUGCCCUGCCCCGAGGACUGCCCGCCAAGGUUCUAUGGCUUGAUGACCGAGUGUUGGCAGGAGGGACCAGGACGUAGGCCGAGGUUCAAGGACAUCCACACCCGCCUGAGGGCCUGGGAGGGGCUGUCGUCCCACGCCAGUUCCAGCACUCCCUCUGGCGGCGGAGGCAACGCCACCACCCAGACCACCUCGCUCAGUGCCAGCCCCGUCAGCAACCUCAGCAACCCCCGGUACGCCGCCGCUGCCGCCGUCGCCGCCGCGGGAUACCUCUACCCGCCCCAGGCCAUGACCUCGCCAGGCCAGAUGGGUCCCAUGACGGCCUGGGCGCCCAUGGCCGUGUCCCAGACCCACCAGCGCUUUAUCCCCGUCAACGGAUACCCCAUCCCCACGGGAUACGCAGCUUUUCCUGCCCACUUCGCUCCCCCUGCUCCGCCCGCCCGGGUAAUCCAGCAUCACCUGCCUCCUCCGAAGAGCCGCUCCCCCAGCAGCGCGAGCGGCUCCACCAGCACGGGCCACGUCAGCGGCGUGCCCUCCACCACGGGCUCCAACCACGACGCCAACGCGCCGCUGCUCUCCCACUGCAUCAUGCCGGGCGGCGGCGGGGCGGCUCAGAUGUACGGACACAUUUCUCAGAAGGGGGUGGGACAGCUGGACCACGGAUCGCAAACGUCGGCGCUGCUCAACGCAGAUUCUGACGUGCUCAUGUACAACGACUCGGUCAUCACCGCAGACCUGUAGAUAGACAGACAGGACACUCGCCUGAUAUUAUAGCGCUCCUCUGGUCACGCAGGGACCGAACGGAACCAGGUCUGGAAGCACGUGUGGGCGUGCGAGAGACACAGCCGCAGCUACACAAGUAUAUACACAGCUGUUUGACUUUUCAACGCCUUACUGUUUAAAGCAAGUGUACUCCACCACCACGGUUUGAAAACGUUAUUAUUUUAACCUCUGUGUAAAUACGGUACAUACGUCCCGAAUGGACGGAAUACAAAGAUAUAUAUUCCAAAGAACGUUUUAUCAUGGAAAACACUUUAACGGUGAAAGAGUAGCAAGUCCAUCCUGUGUCAACUCAAAGGACCGUUUCCUGCGGGACGUCAAGGAGACACUGACGUGACCCAUCAUCGUGACCUUCAGGUCCCCUCGCAGCUGCGGUGCGACUUGCCCGCUUCUGGACAUCGGAAUGGACAAAAGUGUGCUGUACAUUAAAGCUUGUACAGGAAAAGACAAUUGAGCAAGAAUGGACGGCAGCCUGAUCAAACCCAGAGGUGUGGUGGACAGAGGACCAGCACCGAACCCCCCCCCCCCCCAACAAACACAGCCGUCCUGGAGCUGGACCCUGGCGCUAAACUUUUUGCAGCAUUUUACACGCCUGUUACACGGGAGCUCUCCAAUCGAAGCGGCAGAAUCUGAAACAAUGGUCAUUGUUCGAGCGCACUCCUUUCAGAGGUGACAACCGAAUGUUUUUGUGCAAACUCAAACAUGACUGUCUGAGACUUCGCCAACUCGGACGCAGGCCUCUUUGCCUUCUUCAAACCUCAGUGUACUGCAAUCUGCCCAGGCUGAGGAACAAGGUUUUGUGCGUGUGUGUGUGUGUGUGUGUGUGUGUGUGUGUGUGUAGUUUCUUUUUUAUUUUGGUGUGUGUGUGUGUGUGUGUGUGUGUGGAUUGAACAGUAAACGCUGCAUCAGCCGUCCAUUCUCCCGUCCUUCCUCGCUAUUCGUCUCUGUGCUCGCGUCAUCAUUUGUCCGUCUGCUUAUCUCGCCGUCUCUAUCUUCCAAGCCCCCGGCAAACAUGGCGUCCGACUUCAAAGCUGGCAGCAGAGAACCGCCUCCACGUCUACACAUCGAAAAAAAUCUCACACCGCUCGUAUCCUCAUGUCCUCGACAGGCACCCCCACAGCCAAACUGGACCGCUCUCACUGGCAAACACUCUCAAUCCACCACACGAGGGCCGGGGUCAGUUUUACCGUUCAACAACUGACUGCUGACAUUUCGUCACGCGCGUAAAGAAUUUUAAUGUACAUUGGAUUUUUUUUUUUUGAUAUUUUGGAGAUUUUAGGAGGGGUUUUUUUUGUUUUUAGUUUUUUCAUUGUCUAAAUUUUGAAGGAGUUUACAGAUUUUAUUCACAGGGCUUUGUCUUUAUAUCUCUGUCCUCUACUUUCCUUGUUUUUUAUGGCGUCUGUAUUGUGUAAAAAAAAUAAAAACCAUUCGAGACAUGGAGGAAUGAAAGUACACAAAACGGGGAGGAUAAAAAUACAUAAAACUCAUAACAGGUAGUGCUGUAAUUAAGGAAAAAGACGGGGACAGAUUGUGCAGAGAGGUGUGUGUGUGUAUGUUCUUAUCAGGUUCUUAUCUGGUUCUGUAUCAGUAUGGUUUGGAUGCAUUUACCCGUGUAAUUCCUUAAUGAUAUGAAGUUGUGUGCGUGUGUGUGUGUGUGUGUGUGUGCGUGAGCGUUCGUGCGUGCGUGCGUGUGUGUGUGAGUGUGAGUGUGUGUAUGUGUGUGUGUUAACGACUAACUCUCAGUCCUGUGAUCACGUGAUGCUGUCAUGACGAUGGUUGAUUAGAUGGCUAAUGGCUAAAUAUGAUGCUCUUGUCAUUGAUAGAAUCAGCUGUAGUAAUGGAACAGUUUGUAAUGUCAGCCCUGAGGAAUCCCACAGUAUCUGUGUUAGGAGACAAUCAUUGGUUUUCGGUCAUUCGAAAGAAAAAAAGUAAAGUUUAACCGCACGUGUUGCACUCCUGUUGUUUACAGAUCUUUGUGUCACCAAUCAUCAGCGACAGUUGUUAAUCAAGCACAUACUUUGCACGCGACACGAGGAUAUUCCGAAGCCCAGUUGAAUCAGCCUAACACAGUGCAUUGUGGUCUUUGGGAAGAUGUUCGCCACGCGUCGAUGAACACGACUGUAAUCUAUUCACUUCAGUAUUCAGUCUGAGGUCACAGCAAGAAAAACAGCAGCUGCUCAUACUCGACGGAAGCGUUGAAAUCAAAAUAUAUUCCAUCCACCUCAGUCAGGCUACACGGCUCAUCCCUGCAGGGGUUGCGGUCAGGCCGGAGCUCGACCCAGGCAACGUUGGGUGAGAGGGGGAACGGGGGCCACACCCCUGUACCGGUCGCCAGCGUAUCUCAGGGCGAGCCUCAGUCAACCCCCGAGAUAAUUUAUUCAACCCAAAUCUCUUCAACUUAGAAGCUGAUCGUCUGCCUUGAGCGGCAUGAGACGGAGGAGACUUUGCUUCCGCCUUCGGGUGACGAGACUUGUUCCCCGUGUCGCAAUCCAGUCCAAAAAUGAUUUUCCAUCAAGUUUUCAUUCCGUUGCUGUCUCACGUCUCUGUCCUGUGUCCAUCGUUUCCCUACCCUGAAGCAGAUCGAGCUACCUAGGCAUCUGAGUUCAGACACGUGACCUUCUAAACGUCAAGGACGCACGUGUGCUGCUCUGACAGUGCGAAAACCACUUGUACACAAGACUGUGAAUCGUAAUCAAGUCUAGGUACGUUUGUAUUUGGCAAAAAGCGAAUCAUUUUUGUACUUUCUUUUACUCUAGAUCCUUUUUUUUUUCUUUUUCUUUUUUUUCAAAAAACAACCUAAAAACAUACUUUUAGAAUUUAACAACGGUGUGCCCAUCAGAAGGUUUACGUUCUUCUCCUUUUGACCGAGAGAGGCCUUUGUCUUUGUAUCAUGUCUGAACAUUUUUGCACAGAUGUUUUGUAUUGCAAAAUCAUGUAUUAAAUGAUGUUGUUUGGUUAA
This is a messenger RNA of Scophthalmus maximus (turbot), 6204 nucleotides long. It is a transcript of the gene ror1, whose product is annotated as receptor tyrosine kinase-like orphan receptor 1. The transcript has 12 exons. Bases 324 to 3206 code for a protein of 960 amino acids. Lineage: Eukaryota; Metazoa; Chordata; Actinopteri; Pleuronectiformes; Scophthalmidae. Gene Ontology annotation, molecular function: ATP binding; protein kinase activity; protein binding. The record is from RefSeq and is a predicted model, not a curated record. Gene Ontology annotation, biological process: positive regulation of canonical NF-kappaB signal transduction; multicellular organism development; protein phosphorylation. Gene Ontology annotation, cellular component: signaling receptor complex.